Molecule: messenger RNA, 843 nt
Organism: Symbiodinium sp. CCMP2592
Lineage: Eukaryota; Dinophyceae; Suessiales; Symbiodiniaceae
Source: the annotation of a GenBank genome assembly
AUGAUUGCAUUGCAAGGCCUGGCUCACAGUCGCUUCUUGCGCAUGAACACUUCGAUGAUCGACGCCUCAAGACCCGCGGACCAGAUCUUCUUUGAGGACUUCGCCUGGGCGCUCUUCACUGUAGUUGACGCCGACAGCGGGGAGAUCGCGCUGCACAACACCUUCCACAACCGCUUCGUGCGCAUGAGCAGCGCGGGGAUGGACACAAGCGACUUCAGGGCUGCAGAUGAGCUUCCCGCAGACUCGAUGGGGGAGCGAUUCGCUGUGGUUGAUAUUGAGGGUGGGUCCAUCGCUUUGCACAGCGGCGUCCACAACCGCGUCUUGGCAGUUCGAUAUUGUGUGGACGUGCUGGUAUGUUGUUCGACAACACAGAACGCAUCAGAGCUGCCGUCGGCCUUUGAGCGCUUCCGUGUGGUGCAGGUCAAGCCCUUCCUGGAGCCCGGUUCCGUAGUAGCCUUGUACUGCACGCGCUGGAGCCGCUUCCUGCGCAUGAACGAUCAGGCGGACAUGGAUAGCGCUCCGACGGCAGCUGCAGGCGGCUACGGCGACUACAGCAGCGACCAAGAGGCUCCGGGCGGCUAUGGCCCUGUCGGCAUCGGUUACGGCAGCGGCGGCUACGGCCAAGGCGGCUACGGCGGCUUCGGCCAGGCCACCCUUCCAGAUCCUGGGAGCUGGGAGCUCUUCACGGUUGUCGAUGCCGGGAAUGGGAAGAUCGCGCUCCAUAACGCUGUGCACAACCGUUUUGCUUCUUGGCUGUGGGGUAGCUUUCCUGUCUUUGGGGGACUUGAACUGAUAUCUGACCCAUUGCAACAUCGAAGAUGGUGCAUGUUCCAAUGUGACUGA